Octodon degus (degu) is the source of this 5289-nucleotide messenger RNA. RefSeq names its product zinc finger and BTB domain containing 33 (gene Zbtb33). NCBI's taxonomy places the organism in Eukaryota, Metazoa, Chordata, Mammalia, Rodentia, Octodontidae. Gene Ontology annotation, molecular function: RNA polymerase II cis-regulatory region sequence-specific DNA binding; DNA-binding transcription factor activity, RNA polymerase II-specific; protein binding. Gene Ontology annotation, biological process: regulation of transcription by RNA polymerase II. Gene Ontology annotation, cellular component: nucleus. The transcript has 2 exons. Bases 230 to 2248 code for a protein of 672 amino acids. The record is from RefSeq and is a predicted model, not a curated record.
GAAGAGGAGGGCGCCUCCGCGCUUCACCCCCGCGCUGUGCCCUCUGUCGGCGGCCUGGGGCAGCGGUGGCAGUUGGUGGCGGCCGGAGGCGGUAGCCGCGUCGACGUCGACCAAGACUGUAGCACAGUUUAAAGAAGGAGCACAAGCGCCGGGCAAUCCGGCUUCUUCUGGGGGAGGACUCCCACACUUCCGCGGCCGAGGAGGAAAGCGGCGGCGCCAGGGAGCAGGCAUGGAGAGUAGAAAACUGAUUUCUGCAACUGAUAUUCAGUACUCUGGCAGUCUGUUGAACUCCUUGAAUGAGCAACGUGGCCAUGGACUCUUUUGUGAUGUUACUGUUAUUGUGGAAGACCGAAAAUUCCGGGCUCAUAAGAAUAUUCUUUCAGCUUCAAGUACAUACUUCCAUCAACUCUUCUCAGUUGCUGGGCAAGUUGUGGAACUGAGCUUUAUAAGAGCAGAGAUCUUUGCAGAAAUUCUCAAUUAUAUUUAUAGUUCUAAAAUUGUUCGUGUUAGAGCAGAUUUACUUGAUGAGUUAAUUAAAUCAGGGCAGUUAUUAGGAGUGAAAUUUAUAGCUGAGCUUGGUGUCCCACUGUCACAGGUUAAAAGUAUCUCAGCUACCCCACAGGAUGGUAAUGCUGAAACCUUACCUCCUGGUUCUAGUGACAAAAACCUUGAAAUACAAAAAUCAAAAGAUGAAGCCCAGGAUAAUGGGGCUACUAUAAUGCCUAUUAUAACAGAGUCUUUUUCAUUAUCUGCUGAAGAUUAUGAAAUGAAAAAGAUCAUUGUUACUGAUUCAGAUGAUGAUGAUGAUGACGUCAUUUUCUGCUCGGAGAUUUUGCCUGCAAAGGAGGCUUUGCCAAGUAACAACACAGUGACACAGGUCCAGCCUAACCCAGGCCCUGGUGCUAUUUCAGAUGUUGCACCUUGCACUAGCAGUAAUUCUCCCCCUUUAACAAGUAUCACACCUACUCAGAAACUUCCCACUCCUGCAAAUCAGGCAACUCUGAGCCAGACACAGGGAAGUGAAACACUGCUGGUAUCUUCAGCUCCAACGCAUCUGACUCCCAACAUUAUUUUGUUAAAUCAGGCACCACUCCCUACACCCCCGAACGUCAGUUCUUCACUUCCAAAUCAUAUGUCCUCUCCAAUCAACCUACUUGUGCAGAAUCAACAAAAACCAAAUAAUGCUGUUUUAACAGGAAACAAAACCAAUGAGGAAGAAGAAGAGGAAAUUAUAGAUGAUGAUGAUGUCGAUACUAUCAGCUCCAGUCCGGACUCAGCAGUCAGCAAUACUUCAUUGGUUCCACAAGCUGACACCUCCCAAAAUCCCACUUUUGAUGGAUCAUUGAUACAGAAAAUGCAGAUUCCUACAUUUCUACAAGAACCGCUUUCCAAUUCUUUAAAAAUUUCAGAUAUAAUUACUAGAAACACUAAUGAUACAGGCUUAGGAUCAAAACAUCUGAUGGAGGGCCAGAAGAUCAUUACGUUAGAUACAGCUACUGAAAUUGAAGGCUUGUCUACUGGUUGCAAGGUUUAUGCAAAUAUUGGUGAAGAUACUUAUGACAUUGUAAUCCCUGUCAAAGAUGACCCUGAUGAAGGGGAGGGCAGACUGGGAAAUGAGAUACCAAAAACUUCUGGCAGUGAAUCAACAGCCAAACGUAUGAAAGUAAAACAUGAUGAUCAUUAUGAAUUAAUAGUAGAUGGGAGGGUCUAUUAUAUCUGCAUUGUAUGCAAAAGGUCAUAUGUCUGUCUGACAAGCUUACGGAGACAUUUUAACAUUCAUUCUUGGGAGAAGAAGUAUCCAUGUCGCUACUGUGAGAAGGUAUUUCCCCUUGCAGAAUAUCGCACAAAGCAUGAAAUUCAUCACACAGGGGAACGUAGGUAUCAGUGUUUGGCAUGUGGCAAGUCUUUCAUCAACUAUCAGUUUAUGUCUUCACACAUAAAGUCAGUUCACAGUCAAGAUCCUUCUGGUGACUCAAAGCUUUAUCGUUUACAUCCAUGUAAGUCUUUACAGAUCAGACAAUAUGCCUACCUUUCUGAUAGGUCAAGCACUAUGCCUGGAAUGAAAGAUGGCAGUACUGGUUAUAAGGUUGAUGCUGGAAAAGAACCUCCAGUAGGGACUACAUCUACUCAGAACAAGCCAGUGACCUGGGAAGACAUUUUUAUUCAGCAGGAAAAUGAUUCAAUUUUUAAACAGAAUGUAACAGAUGGCAGUACUGAGUUUGAAUUUAUAAUACCAGAAUCUUACUGAACUCCUUUGAAAUAGCAGAAAGUUUUGUUUUGGAUUAAUGGGCAGGGAUUUCAGAAGACCUGUAAAACCAAUUAAAGUGAAACAAGUCAGCUUGAUCUGCCACAUCUGAAGGUAGUCUAGUUGAAUUAUAUGUUAAUAUUUAGAAACAAAUCUGAAAGUUUGAGUAGAGGUUGAAAACCCCCCUCAAGUAUAUGUUUAUAUAGUUAGCUUUCAGCUCAAUUAAGAAGCAAAAGUAAGAAACUCAGAGAGAUAGUUUUCUGAAUAGAAUUAAAAGCAGUCUGAAUGUUCUUUGAAAAUGAGUUACUAGCAUACCCUAGCACAUCUUUAAACUUUCCUCUUCCAUGUUAGCACUUUACUGCUGAUUUUUCAGUUUUCUUAACAUUGAGACUAUAAAUCUGUGUUGUGUCUUGUAUAUGGCAUAAAAAGUAAAGAAUGCCUAAAAUUGUUCUAGAAAAUUUGAGAAUAAAUCUCCACUUGGUUGUGUAUUCUGCUAGUCCAAAUGGAUAGUAACCCGCCUCCCUACCCCAAUGAAAAUAGCUGUGCAGACAAGUCUGUCAUAUGAAGAAUUAGUUUUAGCUAGUUUGAAUUAAUCUUUUCUCCUAUUUGCUGUAGUCUGUAAAAGACUUUGGUCACUUUGCUACUCUAUAUGCCUUUGCAGUGUGGUCUCUGUAAGCAAAAAACUACCAUAAAAACAUCUGUAAUGCAGCCAGGAGGAGAUGAAAAGUUCUGUCACGUAUUUUUAUCUGCUCAUCAUAAUAGAGAUAGAAUGGAAUUAAAUGGAGACAGAAUGGAAUCAUACGGAGAUUUUCUUUUUGUUCAUAUUUUAAAAUAUUCCCUUGAAGUGUUGCAAACUUUUCUAUCUGAAAUCUACCAAAUGGGUUUUUACACAUAAUCUAACUAUGUGUGAAUCUUUGUAAAUGUUGUCUGUAGAUAUGUGUUUGGGGCUGAAGGCUACAGGCAUAUUUUUAAAUGUUCAUAUUAGACUCUGUAAUGGGGUUUCAUUGAAAUGAUGGUCUAGUACUUUUCAACAAAGUAUUUCGGAUUUUUAUCCCUUCUAAAAUAAAUUACAUUCCAUCUGUAAAUCAUUACAUUAUUAUAGCAGUUGGAAACUACAUAUGGAAUAUUAUAUAGACUUGUCAGUUCCCAUUUAUUGUCACAACAAUAAAUGCCACCUUCCUUUUAGAAUGACACACUUAAAUACUUAUAAAGUAAAGUUAAAACUUACUCAAAUGCUAGUACUAAAAGGAAGCAGAUUGGAACAAAUACAUAUCCUAGCAUUUGUGACACAAUUAACUUGAUGAACGUCUGUAAAUGAUUUUUGAAAGGAAAAAAUAAUAGAUACUGAAAGAUUGUUAUGCAUAGUUAUUAGUCAUUCAUAACCUCGCUUAAGUAUUUGUUAGUUCAGCAUAAGUAUUUUCUUCCUCCUUACCACAUAUUUUAAAAAAUAGUCUUAUUUCUUGAUGUUCAAUUAAAGCUUUAAUCAUAAUUUCUCAUGUCUAUGUCAUUUUUCAGAUGGUAUGCAAGAGUUUAAGAUAUUGGUGUCAGUGCUUUUUAAAUUGAGAGCAGAGAGGAUCAGAUGUCAGUAUUUGCAUUAAUACAAGGAAAAAGAAAAGUAGUAUUAUUUGCUUACAAAGGUCAAGUUCAUGUGCAUUUAUUAUUUUCUAAUCUGGGAGUCUUAAACCAUUAGAAAAUGUGAAAUUAUUGUAUACCUUAAGGAUCAGAUUUUUGGAAUCACAGUAUAUUUUUCCUUUCUCUGUAGAUAUUGAUAGCAUUAUUCUCUGACAAUGAGGUGCACUCUGAAAUAUUCUCAGUGGAAAUUUGAUUUUCAUUAAAAUUAUUUUACCAACUAGACAUAAUUCUAAGAAUGAUACUGAUGCCACCAGGGCUUUCAGACCUUUCAGACUUAACUGCUAGAUCAAUGAUUUUGUCAUAAUGAAACUUGCUAGUUUCUGCAAGUCCAUUAUGACAAAAUAAGAAUUAAUUCUAUAAUGGAAAACUAUCCAGUCUGAGUAAUACUGAUAUAGUUAUUUGCUGUGUAAAUUCUGAAUACAAAGUAUUAAACUGUGCCUACUAAAAGUAUCUUCUGGAGAGGAAGAAACCUGGAAAGUUAAGUUGCAGUUUUGCCAGAAGACUCUUACUUACAUGGCUCAAGGUCUUCAGAUUUCUUUCUUUUUUUUUCUUUUUUUUUUUUUUUUUUUUAAUUUUUACUGUUGGGGAUCUGACCCAGGGCUACUCUACCAGGGGAUCCAGCCCAGGGCUGAGCUACAUCUCCAGUCCUUUUUAAUUUGAGAAUGUCUUGCUCAGGUGAAAGUUGAACUUGUAUCCUCCUUGUCUCAGCACCACUCAGUGCUGGGAUUACAGGCAUAAGCCACCAAGCUUGGCUAGGUCUCUUUUUGUAGAAGUUUGCCUACCAAAAGUUUGGAGUUAUGUGGAAUAUGUUUUUGAGAUAAAUUUUUUCUACUGGAUUGAAAAUUUGUGGCAAGAUGCAAUUUAAACUUACGGGGCUUUUCUAUUUUAUACUUAGCUUUCCAGCUAUUGAAUUUUCUUUUACUUUCAGCAGGUUGGCUUCAAAUUUGCUAUAGUGCCAAAUUACUCAUAGAUAUACUAGAUGGGAAUUAUUUUAAAUAGAAAAUGUGUUAAGAGAAAUAACAAAAAUUCAAACUAGGCAAGAUUUUAAAAUGCUAUAGCAAUCCUGCAAAACUUUAAAAAGUAUUUUUAAUGUUCACUAUUUUGGUCGUAAUGACCACACCACCACCAUACAUCCGCAAGGAGGAAAUGAAGUCAUAUUUCCCAUUGUACCAAAAACAUAAAACAGUAAAUACUGCUGAAAUUUUGUAUUGUCAGGGCAUACAUAUUCUGAAGAAUUAAAUAUUAACAGUACUGGCUUCCUUGCCUGUAUCAGUCAUAUGAAAACGUAUUCAUUUCCCCCAAUACUGUGUUGUUCAUACUUGUACAAUUUUAUCUGUUACAACUUUAAGUUCUACUUUUCAUUAAUCAUUACCUGAUGUUCAUAGAGCUUUUUAUGGCAAAAAUAAAAUGAU